Molecule: messenger RNA, 807 nt
Organism: Penicillium nucicola
Lineage: Eukaryota; Fungi; Ascomycota; Eurotiomycetes; Eurotiales; Aspergillaceae
Product: glycoside hydrolase family 128 protein
Exons: 2
Coding region: 1-807 (268 amino acids)
Biological process (GO): fungal-type cell wall polysaccharide metabolic process
Cellular component (GO): fungal-type cell wall
Source: RefSeq, a predicted model, not a curated record
AUGGUUUAUUCUUAUCUUCUUCUGACAACCCUUCUGCUUCAUAAGGCGCACGGCCUUGCUGCAAAGAGAGGCAUUGCCUACAACAACAAUAACCCUUCCGGAAACUCAGUCUAUGCGAACCUUUUCAAGGGAAACUCGAAGGUCUCAUGGGCCUAUGACUGGGGAUACCCGUCCUGGGGUCUGGACUCGUCAUUUGAGUUUGUUCCUAUGCUGUGGGGACUGCCCAGCGGUGCCGAUCCAGAUUGGACAGCUGCUGUGUCAACUCCUGGAACUCGUAACAUCCUCGGAUUCAACGAGCCUGAUCUGACCUACGACGCUUCAUCUAACAUCAUUCCCGCAAAGGCUGCCGCUGGGUAUCUUACAUACAUGCAGCCCUUUGCUGGAACUGUGCGGAUUGGGUCACCCAGUGUGCUUUGGAAUAACGUGGGCUCAUCUUCUGGUGGAUCUUAUGAUACCGCUACAUGGACUCAAUAUUUCCUUGGAAACUGCACCGGUUGCCACUUGGACUUUGCAGCUAUUCAUUACUACCAGGAUUGUGUGACUCCUGAUGGCCGGAAUGGCGCUAUUUGGUUUGAAGGUAAUGUGACAAACGCGCAUGAUGUUUUGGGCCUCCCGAUUUGGAUUACAGAGUUCGAGUGCUAUGGAAGCGAGGAACAGCAAAUUGCGUUUUUGGAGCAGGCUCUUCCUUGGUUGGACUCGCAAGGUUAUGUGGAAAGGUAUGCGUACUUUGGUGCUUUCCCACAGUAUCUCAUCAACGCGGAUGGGACUGGAUUAUCUGAUUUGGGAAGCACUUACGCAACUAUCUAA